Messenger RNA from Lodderomyces beijingensis, 874 nucleotides. The record is from the annotation of a GenBank genome assembly. Lineage: Eukaryota; Fungi; Ascomycota; Pichiomycetes; Serinales; Debaryomycetaceae.
AUGGUUCAGAAAGGAGAAAUACGACCCAUACAUUUUUGUUGAAUAUGACGACAAGGCUUUGAAAGCAGAUUAGAAGUUGCCAAAUUUGUUCAAGGGCAAUGACGAUGAAACAACAACCAUCUCGCCAAAGUUGGGCACCGAGAUUAAAGGCGUGCAAUUAUCGGAAUUGAACGAUGCUGGCAAGGAUGAACUUGCGUUACUUGUUUCACAACGAGGGGUAUUGGUUUUCAGAGACCAGGACUUUGUUUCCGAGGGGCCCAAAUUCUUAUCCAAUUACGUCAAAUACUUCGGAGAAACGCAUAUCCAGCCCGCAUCGGGAGCACCACAGGACCAACGCGACAUCCACUCGGUAUUGACAGGCGGAACCAGUGACGAUUUCUACGCGAAAAAGAAUAACUUAGUUCAAUGGCAUUCAGACGGUAGUGGCGACUUGAACCCCACUGCGAUAUCCUUCUUGACCGUGACAAAUAUCCCAGCCACCAACGGAGGAGACACUAUUUUCGCCAGCAACAUUGAAGCAUACGAAAGGUUGUGCCCCUUGUUUAAGCAGAAAAUCGAAAAUUUGCAAGCCUACCAUAGCGCUAUUGAUCAGGCAAACAAGGCUAUUGUGAAAGGAGGUUACGUCAAGAGACACCCUGCGACAAACACUCACCCCGUGGUUAGAACUGCACCCACGGGACGAAAAGUCUUGUGUGUCGAUGGUGGGUUCACUAGAAAAAUAGUUGGUCUAAAGGAUGAAGAAUCCAAUGCACUACUCAAAUUCCACCUUAACCACAUCAGCAAUGGCCACAACAGCGCGUCACGUGACGUGCAAAUGAUUGGAGAAGUGGGCGUGGAGCCCCACACAGUUGAGUGCGAGACUUUUGGCAGAUAA